UGAAAGCCGCGUGUCAAUUGAAAAAUUAAUUUUAACUUUUAUUUCGCGUAACAGAAACUGACAAAUUUUCAAAAAGACAAUAAGAUAUUCGAAUUUUCGUCGCCCAUUUAUCCGUAAUUAAGCCAUGUGCUUGUCGCAGCACUGGACUUUUUAGUUUAUCAUGUUUUUGGUGUAAUACUGCUCCGCCAUAUUGGAAUUUCUUAACCUUUGAUAAAAUUGCAUUAGAUAAGCCUUUAAACUAAUUCGUUCUAAAUUAUCGGUCGACGGCAGCAUUUCACGAGCAAGAUUCCUUUUGUCGAAAAUGUUCAAUGGACGAAUAAGGACCUAAAAGUGCGUGUUGUGAUGUGCCAAUUAUCGUGAACAUAUGCAGAUUAGGAAUAGAGAUCCGUGGCGCCCGUUUUGAGGUACCCAGGGCCCGAAAUCGAAGAUGAGUGGUAACCAGAAACAGUCGGCCGCAGGGGGGCCGCAAAUCCAAAGAUACUCCACCUCACCAUAUCCGCCUUUACUGCCUCAACAACCCAACAUCGGCUUUGCAGGAUCGGACGCGUUCCAGGUGACAGGACCGGGCGCCGGCUACGUGCAGCAGGCGCAGCCCAACCAGGGCGCAGGACUCAGGGGCAUACCGCCCCAGGGGCCUCCCAACCAGUCGUCCACGCCGCCCAACGCCGACCUCAAGGGCCUCUCCGGACAGAUACAGCAACUGUCGUUUGGGGUACCUACUCCAGUGAGGCCGUCGGGGAACUACUACCAGCGUGGAGCAACGGGAGCACCUCCCAACCAGACACCUAGGAUGCCUACACAACAGCAUCGGAUGAUGGGUUUGUUACAGCCUCAGAUGUUCUCUUCGGCCAACCAGACCUACAUGAUGCCCGCGGGGGUGUACCUGCCGGGCCCCUACUAUACAGCUUACAACACUCACGCCCCCAGGCCCCCUAACGUCAUUUCCCCAGCCUACUCCACUCCCGUCUACCAGCACACCAUGCCCUACAACUCGUAUCCGCAACCGACCACAGCCGGAGUGGCGCAAUUCCCUGUGUACUACCAGCAACAGGCCGGCAUGAUCCCCCGCACGGCCGUCACACCCGCGGCUGCCGCUCCUCCCGCAGCUGCUCCCGGUAACAUGCCCACGCAGCUGCUGCCUCCUCCGCCAGGUCAGGCGCACGUGGGAGGCGCCGGUGCGGGAGGCGGGACGUUCCCGCGCAACGCGCAGCGCCAGCGCAGGCCGAGGGCGCUGCAGAUCAUCGACCCGAAGACGGGCGAGGACAAAUCGAACGAGAUCUACGACGAGAGCAACUCGCAUCCCGCGUCGGCGGAGUCGUCUGCGCGGCAGACGCCCCAGCCAGCGCCGCAGAACAAUAAAGAGGUGCAAGCGAUAUUCGCGAAACAAGUGGCGCAGGCACUAAACGACGACUUGAAGCCCGAGACUCCCGAAGAGACCCUCCUGCACGAGCCGCCCCUGGUAGAACAGUUCCAUAUUCCUCCGCAACCGAUGGUUCAGCCCGUGCAUUACGACGUGCAAUCUAGUACUUUACAGCACACAGCAAAAGAGUUCAUUAGUUCGUCGAAAAAAGAAGUGACCCCUAUAGUCUCGGCCAAUAGCGACGCCGCUGAGGUCAUCCUGACGAAAAAGGACCGCGAGAGUCCCGUCAAGGGCAGGCGGCAGAGUCCCAGGGACCAAAAACCGGAGGCCCCCGUCAAAGAUAGUGAUAAGGUUCCUUCUAUCGUUAAAGAAGAGAAACAACAUGUAGUGCCUCAACAGACACCCGUCAGUGCCCCUAUCCCAGUUGAACAGGCGCACCAACCUGUCGCGGCUAAGGAAACGCAGAAAGAAUCUGCCGAAAAGAAAGGGAAGAAACUGUCAACCAGUGAACCGGAACAGCCCCAAAGUCAACCCCAACAGGCUCCAGAUGUCAGUAUAUCGAAUAAUGGCAAAUCGAAAAACGCUCACAGAAACAAACAAAAUCAGCAGCAACAACAGUCCCACCAAAAUGCCAAACCACAGCCCCCUCCCCAUCAACCGCAGCAACCUCAACACCAACCGACUCCCCCUCAACAACAGCAACAGCAUCAACAAGCUGCUCCACCUGUCCCGACGCCGCAGCCUCCCAAGUCCGGCAACAGGACGCAAAAGUCGAAAGAGCUCAACAUCAAGGGUGCGAGCAAAGAGGGCACCGACAUGGAUGCCUUCAACGACAACAACGGUGGCGCCACCACGCCUAAAUCGACGGAGAUCAACGCCAAUUCGGUCCCCGUGGCGAACAACAGGGCUGACGUAAAUGCCAAUGCUGGGCCUCCCCAGCAGCAACAACAGAAGCAGCAGCAGCCACCUCAAGUCGUUCCUUCCAAUGUAGAGACUGAAAACUUAGUUAAUUCGAUUAGUGAUCAUAAGAAAAAAACAACCGACUCGAACGAAAACGUAACGACGACGACAAUCAAACCGGCCGCCAGCGAAGCUCCGGCGCCCCCAGCUUCCGCCAUCGUGAACAGCAGAGCCCCGCCGGCUUCCGCCGUACCAGCGGCGGCUGUUGCACCGCCCGCGGCCAAACCAGUGGCAUCCAAGCCGGCCUUCGACGUCACCAGCAUCAUCAAGGACGUGCCCAAGCAGGCGCCGGUGCACCCCUUCCCCCAGGGAGGCGCUGCUCUUCCUCAGACCGUGGUCACGCCCUCGGAGAACCACGAGAGCGCUGGCGACGGCGACAGGAACGCCUACGGUAACGAUAGGGGCGCGGAGAGGAAGACGGAGGGCGUAGUCAGUAACAAGGUGAACAUGGAGAACGCCAUCAAUAAUUUCAAGAGUCAGUUGCCGUACAGACCAGGUCAGUGGGCACCAGAUAACAAAGAUGGUCAAAGGGUGUACGAAAGAGACUUUUUGCUCGCGUUGAAACACUCCCCAGCCAGCAGGCAAAGGCCUGAAAAUAUACUGGAUGUUGUUUCGAUAGACGAUAGAAACCGUAUUCCAAUGGAUUCACGUUUAUCCAUGGGCGGUAGGACAGACUUCACAAACCCACCCUUCCCUAAUUACGGUGGCAAAUCAGGAUCACAAAGAGGGCCAUUGCCAAAGAGGAACAGUCAAACUGGCAAAAUGGGCAGUAGGACUGGUGACAAGAACGCCAACAAGCCUCAGCCCAAAGUGUCAAUAUCGUUGCGCGGCGAUGUCAAGUUGCACGAAGCUGAAAACGCGUGGAAACCGACCAGGUUCCAAAAGGGUGAAAGUACUCCUGAGGAAGAUACGAAAACCGAAAUUCUGUACAAGAAAGUAAGGUCGGUGCUGAACAAACUGACUCCCCAGAAAUUCGACACGCUGGUGAAACAGUUCAGGGACCUGAAAAUCGAUACCAAAGAACGACUACAGGGUGUCAUCAAUUUAGUUUUCGACAAGGCUAUCGACGAGCCCAAUUUUUCCGUGGCCUACGCGAUGAUGUGCAAAGAAUUGCAAAUAAUGGCUGUGCCGACCGAAAACGUACCCGAAGAAAAGAAGACGUUCCAUUUCAGGACGGUUCUGUUGACUCGUUGUCAGAACGAGUUCGAAAAGAAUUCCGUGGACGAAGGCGAGAGAAAUACGAAAGUCGAGGAGAUCGAAGCAUGCGCGGAUCCGGAAAAGAAGAAGGAAUUAGCUUUUGAAUUAGAAGAAUACAACAGGCGGUUGCGUAUGAAAUCCGUAGGAACUAUUAGGUUUAUAGGUGAAUUAUUCAAACAACAAAUGUUGACCGCCACAAUCAUGAAGAGGUGUUUGCAAACGUUGUUGGAGAACAAAGACGAGGAGAGUUUAGAAUGUUUGUGCAAAUUGCUGACCACGAUCGGUAAAGAACUAGAAUCGAAAGGCGUAGAUUUGUCGGUGGUGUUUGAUGAAAUGAGGAGAAUCACAGAAGGAAAGAGGCAAAAAGUCAGCAGCAGGAUCCGGUUCAUGUUGCAAGACGUCUUGGAACUCAAAUACUCACAUUGGGUGCCCAGGCGGGGUGAUUCGAACCCCAAAACCAUCGACCAGAUCCAGAAGGAAGCGGAGUCCGAGCAUAUGUCCUCGAUGACGAUGAACGCGCCCAGGAAGGACGAGCGGAACAGCGGGCCCAGGGGCGGCGGCGGAGGAGGAGGCGGCGGCGGGGGCGGCGGUCCCCGUCCCAAGACGAACGAGGACGGCUGGAGCUCGGUCAGUUCGAGGUCAGGGCGGCAGCAGCAGUUCAGCAUACAGACCGAAAAGAUGCGCAUCAAGUUGCCUGAAGCCGAUCUAAUGUUUGGAUCGCCCCAGUUGUUUGGUAUGUGGGGCAAAGGUUCCAGCACAUCGAAAAAUGCUCAACCUUCUUUCGGAUCGAACAUGUACGCAGCCUUAGAAAACAUGGACACUGAAAGGAGGCCUAUCAAUCCCCGAGGCAAGGAACCGUACAGUUCGAAGGGACCCAGCCUCGAGCGCAACUCCUACAAACCACCCUCCUCGUACGACGGGCGUGGCUCCAGGUCCGGCUCCCAGCACAGGGACGCCCCUCCUACCGGUCCCAUCAGAACAGGCCCCCCGCCUUCGCUGCCUAACCUCAUGCAGCACAUCUCCACCGGCCCGCCCUCCCUGCAACAGCAACAGCAAAGGCCUGUGUCCGCGGCUCCGCCUACGCUGGUCACGCCUCCCGCGCCUGCUCCCGAGCAGCAACGGCCGGAACCGGAAAUGGACGAGGACAAGUUGUGCAAUCUGGUGCACAAUUCGCUGGACGAGUACUUGGCUGGGUGUUGUACGGAGGAGACGUUCUAUCAGGAUCUGGUGGUGACGAUACCGACGAGCGCCUACGCCAAGUUGGUGUGCGAAAGUUUCAACUACGUGUUGGAGAAAUCGCAACCGGCCCGACUAAAAAUCGGCAAACUUUUAGCUUACCUAAUCAAGACUGGAAAUUUCUCAUUGGACACGCUCACGGUCGGUCUAGAAGAAUUCCUCAGUUACAGCGAGGACCUGGUGAUAGAUAUUCCCCAGAUAUGGCAGUAUAUUGCCGAACAACUAGUUAACUUAGUAACAGAGUGCGUGCUUCCCAUCAACGUCCUGCACGGUCUGCUAGCCCCAUUGGUGCGAUCGGGCGCCGCUCGAUUUGUUUUAAAGCACCUGUUCGCCCUGGUCGUGGCUCAAAAGGGCCCCAAUUUCUUGGAGACCCUGUGGAGGAAAUCCGGCUCGCAAUUGACGGAUUUCAUGGCGGAGAACCAGGUCUCGGCUUUCGUCACGGAAAACAAAUUGGAAUUCUUGUUGGGCGGCAGUUCACCUGUAGGCCAGAAUUCUCAUUCCUACGAUGAAAUCCACAGAAAACUGAGACAAUUCCUGUCGGAACAGGCCCGAUUUGACGAUAUCGUCAACUGGAUAUCGGCAAAUGUAGGCGAACGGGUGGCGGACCACAAGUUCAUCAAGGUGCUGGCCACUGCCAUCUUCGAAACUUCCAUACAAAGCAACAAGCUGGUGCCCGACGUGCUGUCAGGUCACGGCAAGCUCUUCCAGAAAUACGUCGAUAACAAUAUGGUGUACGAGCUGCAGUGCCUGUUCGCGCUACAGGCGCUCAUCAACAAGCUGGAACAUCCUCAAGGGUUGUUACUGUCCAUUUUCAAUAAAUUGUAUGAAGAUAGUACGUUUUCUCAAGAAAGUUUCAUUGAAUGGUCGGGCAGUCAAGAACUCUCCGAGGGCAAAGGUGUGGCCUUGAAGCAGCUAACCUCGUUCUUCACCCAGCUGCGAGAAAAUGAAGACGACGACUACUCUUCGGAUUCCGGGGACACCUAGCACGGACGCUUUAGUGAAAAAAACAAAAGGACAAAAAAAAUUGCAUAUGAAACAAAUAGUGAAUUGAUAUAAUUAUAAUAAUAAAUACCGAUGACUGUAUAAAAGGAGAAAAAGUUGUGAACAGUGAUGCAUAAGUGUACAUAUACGUACUUUUUUUAAAAGAAGAUAUAUAUAUUAUAUAUAUAAAGUCGUAUUUAAUUUUUUUAACUCGUCACGAUCAGGUUUCGAUUCGCGGAUCGGGGAUGAUUUUUACACUUUUUAUUUAUUUAUUCGGAAAAACAAAAACUGAAAACUAAUAAACAUUUUAUAUUAAUUAUUAUAUUUUUAUCGAUUGUUGGAAGUAGAAGGAGGCGUUGGUGUUGCGCGGAAGCAACGGAAACGUGUUAUACAUAUUUAAAAAAAAUGGAUAUAUUAUUAUUAUUGGCGUGGCAUACCAAUGCCGUGCACGUGCUAUACAGCAGCGGGUUUAAGAAAAUUAAUUGUAAAUUUUAUUUUGUGUUAUUUGUUUUAUUUUUUCUCUUCUUGCUCGAUAUUGUUAAGUUGUAUAUUUAAAUAUUAUUAAUAUUGUGUAUAAUAAAAUAUACAAAGUGCACAGAAGACUUUUUUAAGAGAUUUCAAGCUGCGGAGACAAACUGUUAAACUUGUUAAAAAACACAGAAAGGAACUAGUCGAAGACCUGUAAUUUUGUAACAAUACACUACACGAAGCUGUAUUUUACAUAUUACACUGUCUCUUAGGACUGUUUACAAAAACAUGGAAAAAAUAGUCUCAAACCAAACUCCUAGUACGCGAUUGCAUCAAUUUUCUAUUAUACAUAUAAAAUGAGUCGCGCUGAUCGCUUGAUUUGAGACUGUUAGGAAAAAAAAAGUAAAAAACGUGGGCAGUUUUCAUAUACCAUGUAGAAGAAAGAAGACGUUGAAACAAUUUGUGCGAAACUUUUUUAUAAAAUUAUAAGUUGUAUUAUUAUCCUCAUAAAAUCUUGAUAUAAAAUGAAGAGAUGCCAACA
Sitophilus oryzae (rice weevil) is the source of this 6743-nucleotide messenger RNA. Its product is annotated as eukaryotic translation initiation factor 4 gamma 1-like. NCBI's taxonomy places the organism in Eukaryota, Metazoa, Arthropoda, Insecta, Coleoptera, Curculionidae. Gene Ontology annotation, cellular component: eukaryotic translation initiation factor 4F complex. The transcript has 27 exons. The record is from RefSeq and is a predicted model, not a curated record. Bases 428 to 5737 code for a protein of 1769 amino acids. Gene Ontology annotation, molecular function: mRNA binding; protein binding; translation initiation factor activity.